Salarias fasciatus (jewelled blenny) is the source of this 1155-nucleotide messenger RNA. It is a transcript of the gene pex26, whose product is annotated as peroxisomal biogenesis factor 26. Gene Ontology annotation, cellular component: peroxisome; peroxisomal membrane. The record is from RefSeq and is a predicted model, not a curated record. Lineage: Eukaryota; Metazoa; Chordata; Actinopteri; Blenniiformes; Blenniidae. Gene Ontology annotation, biological process: protein import into peroxisome membrane; protein import into peroxisome matrix. Gene Ontology annotation, molecular function: ATPase binding; protein-containing complex binding. Bases 185 to 1087 code for a protein of 300 amino acids. The transcript has 5 exons.
CGGAAGCAUCAUGGAAGGUAAACAAACAGCGUGGAAGGAAUAAAGGGCGAAAUGAUGGGAUUUUAACGCGGUUAUCCAGCAUUUUGCUUCAUUGUAUGCAGAUGAAAAUGAAGCAAAACCGCACUGCGUUGUAGACAGCGUGACGUUUCUGUGAAGAUUGUUUUCUUGUUUAAAAUUUGGAGCGAUGAGCAGCACGUCCACCCCACAGGCUGCGGGUCGAUCAGCCUGCAGCCCCUCCAUGCCCUCCUUCCCAUCCUCCUCCACGCCCAUGUUCAACAUGCUGCAAACGGCUGCUGAGCAGAUGAUGAUUGACCAAGACUUCCAGGCGGUUUUCGACACCUGUAACAAAGGUCUGCAGACGGUGAGCAGCCUGGAGCAGGACGACCUCAGAUAUGCAGAGUUUAAAGCUGGCUUCUGCAUCUUGGGGAUUCAGGCUCUGGCUGAGAUGAAUCGAUGGCCCGGGGUCCUUUCCUGGGUCCUGCAGCAGUACGACCAGCCGGAGAAAAUACCAGCCAAAGUACUGCAGCUAUGCAUACUUCUUUACUCUAAGGUGUGUGAGCCGGCGGUGAUGCAGGACACAGCCAGAGUUUGGCUCCACUUCCCGUCCAACAGCACAGCGUCUGGCUUCAGGACGGUGGCGGAGCUGUACCUGCUGCACAUCCUGGUUCCUCUGGGACACUUGGAAGAGGCUCGCGCGCUGGUAACGGGCGAGAUCGGGAGCGACACCUUCACAGAAGAUCAGAGGCGCACGGCACUGGAAGUAGUCGAAGAAAAAGAGCGAGACAUGCAAGAACCGGAGAACCCAGCAAGCCCCGAGACCCCAGCUGAGCCGGUGACACCUCGAGGCACUGUCAUCCACAAACUUGAAGCCAUGCUCGUGUUUCUGCACAGAAGAGUCAGGUUCUCAGGCUCCGGCUGGCUCCCUCUCCGGAGGCUCUUUCUGGCUGCUGUGCUCCUCUACAUGCUCUUUAUCCGAAUGGAUCCAGCUCUCCCGUCUUCUUUCAUGUGGAUCUCCAAACUUCUUCAGCUGAUCAAACAGAUGUGGAACGCCAUGUUUGCACCAUAUCAUCAAAGCAAAGCAUUGUAGAAGAGAUUCAUGUCCCUCAUUUUGUUGUUUACAGUGUUUAUUUUGGUAGUAAAAAGCUGCUCAAAAUA